AUGACCACCGUAACUGCCAGUGCGACAAACUUUAUGCAGCACGACCUUUCUACGACCGAGCAGGCAGAAGCCGAGGCUCAACAUGUUUGGGAAAAGGAGAUGGAACUGACGGUUCAAGGCCGUGGUCGGACACGUAGUCGUUCUUUUGUAGCAAACGAUGAAUCCGAAGCUCGAAAUGAUCAAAGGAGAUGUGAUACAGCUCAUUUAGACGAGUCUGAGACAUUUUGUGUAAGCUCAUGUGAAGCUACGGAGAGUGAAGAAGACGCUGUUCGAAACAGAAGACGCAGUUGUUCCUUUUCUGCUUUACAACAACCUCAAACACUUACUCAGGACAUGGAAACCGAAGAAAAUGCUGCAAAACGAGCAGCUUCUUUGUCUAAAAUUUACUUGGCAGGUUCAGCUCCUGUUGAUGUUUCAAAGCUUCAGAAUGAAAGUAAACUUGUUGGUGUCAAGAAAGUAGAAGUCGUGCAACCAACAGGUGCUUUAUCUGCAGCAGCAUUGGACGCUCUUUCAGAAGGAUUACAGUUAUCGGUGGAUAAUAGUCCCAUGCCUUUAGCAGGAUAUGGAGAUGAAGAAUUAACAGAAGAAGAACUGGAAGAAAAAAAAAUGGAAGAAGAAGAAGAUCAUAAAUUAAAAGCAGAAAAACUUUCGUCCAGGAGAUCCUUGACAAUGAGAGCCUCAUUGUUUCGGAAUAAGAUGUUUAAAAGCACCUCAAGAUUACUGGGGAAUUCAGAAGAAGGAGCAAAAUUAGAACCAGUGAAACAAGUGGGGACUAAGAUGUCAAUUGGAGCUGAAACGGACAAGGUGAUGUCGGAAAUUGCAGCAGAUGUGACGCCUGUACCACCCAAAAAAAAGCACAAGCUCAAGCUAUUGCUAUUAGGAGAUAGCGGGGUUGGUAAAACGAGUUUGAUGCGUGUAUUCUCUGGUGAUGAAUUCUCAGAGUCGAUGCUGGCAACUGCAGGUGUGGAUUUCAAGCUUCGACAUAUCAACGUUGCAGAUGAAGCGAUUACUCUUCAAAUAUGGGAUACCGCAGGACAGGAGCGUUUUCAUCGCAUCACUGCUACAUAUUACAAGGGCGCGAAUGGUAUAGUUCUCGUGUACGACGUCAGCGAUAGACGCAGCUUUGAUAAUGUUGGCUACUGGAUGAAUAACAUUCGUCAGUAUUCGUCUCCGACGCAGAUGCCAGCCAUGCUGCUAGUAGGAAACAAGAUCGAUCUGCCGAACCGUGUAGUGACGUUGGCAGAAGGUCAAGCAGCUGCAAGCCAGUAUGGCUGCCGAUUUAUUGAAACGAGUGCCAAGACGUCGGAAAACACCAAUGGCGCGCUCGAAACUAUUGCACGCGAUGCUUUCAUGAUCAGUGUUAAUCCCACACUUACACAAAAGAUGGUAAUGGAUCGCGAAAAGACGCUGGCUGGUCGACGUAACAAGGAAAAUUGCAUCAUUCAGUAA
Peronospora farinosa is the source of this 1449-nucleotide messenger RNA. The record is from the annotation of a GenBank genome assembly. Lineage: Eukaryota; Oomycota; Peronosporomycetes; Peronosporales; Peronosporaceae.